This is a messenger RNA of Prorocentrum cordatum, 1211 nucleotides long. NCBI's taxonomy places the organism in Eukaryota, Dinophyceae, Prorocentrales, Prorocentraceae. The record is from the annotation of a GenBank genome assembly.
GUCACGAGACGUCCCUGUCGACGAUCAUGUACGACAUGACGUUCGACAGGAAGUUCGGUGUGCAGAAGUUGGCGGCUGGCGCCAUCGGGCUUGGGGACGUGCCCGCGUGCGUGGCGACCUCGGGCGGGCGCCCGGGGCACGUGGCGGGCGCGGUGAGCAAGGUCGGUGAGAUCAAGCACGUCCACCGCAGCAUUGUGACGAAGGACCGGGGCGGUGGGGACCGGAGCGUCGAGGUGAUGGAGGUGGAGGUUGCGGUCGAGUCUCCGACGGCGUGCGUCCUUGCUGUGAACGUGCGGGGCAAGGGCGCGCGCGUGCUGCGCGGCGGUGUCUUGGAGCGGGCGCCGCCGUAUCCGGCGAUGGUGCACGGCUUGUCUUUGCGGCCGGCGGGGGAGGGGAAGCUGAAGGCGACGCUGAGGGGCGGCGGGGCCAUUCGGGCCAUGGAGGCUCCGGAGAUGGUGCGCUGGUACGAGUCCCUGGAGUUGGCGACUCGGGUGCAUCGGGCGCCGCCCUUGGCCGAUGCCGUGGCCGUGACUGGCGUUGGGUUUCGCAGCUUGCACGAGGCCAUCGAGGGCGGCAAUGCGGAGGAGGUGCACCACGUGAAGGUGGCGGCGUCGUUGGUGGACGUUUACCGCAAGAGAGCGCCUUUCUACGAAGCGUGUUUGGAGAAGACGGUGGAGGGGCGGACGUGCCACACCAAGACGGCGGCGGGCUUCUGCUGGCGGUGCGACAAGGAGGUGGCGAAUACGGAGCCGUUCAUGUUCGCGCGUCACGUGGCGGAGUUGGAGAGCGCGUCCGUCAGCGGUGGUGAUGCGGCGCGGAAGAACCUGGACGGCGUCGUGAGGGGGGCGAGGGAGGUCAAGUGGACGGUUGGGGUGAAGUUGGAGGGGUACGAGACGGAUGAUGGGGUGGUGGCGAGUGCGACCGUCUUCGAGGUGAAGACGGUGCUCAAGCGUUCGGCGGCGGAUGCGCUGGGAGGCGCCGGCGUGAGCACGGGGGCGGCGCCGGGGGCCGAUGGCCAGGCGGUGUCUCCGAGCGCGGCGUCGGCCUCGGGGGGUCGCGGCGAUCUAUUCGGGUUCGGCGGCGCCGAGGACGGCGGCGGGUUCGGGUUCGGAGGCGGCCCCCCUGGCGAGGCGGCGGGGUCUGGCGCGGCGGCAGCCUCGGCGGCUGGUGGCGAUGGGGCGCCGCAGCAGGAGGAUGACGCGGAGGAGUGA